CCUCGAUUCUUUCCCGCGCUGUUUUGUAAGUGUGCAGCUGUCACCGAAAGCAGAGAAGCGCGUUGUGGGGUUGUAAUAUUUUUAACGAGAGAGCGAUCCAGUUUUGCUGUCUAAAAGCCCCUUGCCACAAACACGCGCCUGUGUUUUUUUUCUGAAAUGCUCAAAUUAGCUUCGGCCAGUGAAUAUGACCCUGCCUCUCUCCCGGAUUUGUUACCGCUGUACUACAGGCGUCUGUUCCCGUUCUCGCAGUACUACCGCUGGCUUAGCUACGGAGGCGUGGUGAAGAGCUGCUUCCAGAACCGGGAGUUCUCCUUCACCCUGAAGGAUGACAUCUACGUGCGCUACCAGUCCUUCAGCAGCCAGGGGGAGCUGGAGAAGGAGAUUCAGAAGAUCAACCCCUACAAGAUCGACAUCGGCGCCGUCUUCAGCCACAGGCCGAACCAGCACAACACGGUGAAGUCUGGGACCUUCCAGGCGCUGGAGAAGGAGCUGGUGUUCGACAUUGACAUGACGGACUAUGACGAUGUCCGGAGGUGCUGCAGUGCUGCCGACAUCUGCUCCAAGUGCUGGACCCUGAUGACCAUCGCGAUUCAGAUCCUGGACAGAGCUCUGAGAGAGGACUUUGGGUUCAAGCACUGUUUGUGGGUGUACUCGGGCAGGCGAGGGGUGCACUGCUGGGUGUGCGACGAGGCAGCCAGGAAGCUCUCGGCGACGGCCCGCUCGGCAGUGGCUGAGUACCUCAGUCUUGUGAAGGGUGGUGAGGACACAAUAAAAAAAGUGCAACUGCCUGAUCUCAUUCAUCCCUUUGUCAUGGAAUCGCUGAAUGUGAUCUCGCGCUACUUUGUGGACUAUGCUGUGGUCAAACAAGACAUCCUGGGCAGCAAAGAGUCUGUCGACAAAGUGCUGGCCCUUGUGCCAGAAGAUGUGAAGAAGGAGCUGAAGACUGACUUUCACAAUGAAAAGAAUCCCGUCAAGCGCUGGGAUCGCCUGGUGUCUCACGUGGAGCGGCCGCAGGGGAAGAAGGGACAGCACGCGGCCAAGGAGAUCAUGCUGCAGUACUGCUACCCGCGGCUCGACGUCAAUGUCAGCAAGGGGGUUAACCACCUGCUGAAGAGCCCCUUCAGCGUCCACCCCAAAACAGGCCGCAUAUCGGUGCCCAUUGACCCUCGAGAGGUGGACCAGUUUGAUCCCUUUGCCGUCCCCACGAUAAGCCUGAUCUGCCAGGAGCUGGACCGGCCUCGUGCUGGAGAGGAAGAGGAGGAAGAGGCGAAGGACAAAGAGAAUGAGAGUGCGCCAACAGAGAAGAGAAGAGUGCGAGACUACAAAAAGACGAGCCUGGCCAAGUACGUGCGAGUGUUCGAGCAGUUUGUGGAGAAGAUGGAGCGCGCUCGGAGAGGGGAGCUGCUGAAGAAGAGCGAUCUCCAGAGAGACUUCUAAGUGUGUCUCCUGAAGCCAGCAACAGAUGACACUUGCCGACACGCAUAGGAUACGAAAGGAAUGCGGGAUUGUGGGGUGACCCUGAGCCAGACCAAAACAACAAUGUGAAGUACACCGCCCCUUCUGAAAACAUCGCUGCACCACAAGCAUGUUGGUCUGACCUCUGACCCACAUUCUGGUCUUGGUUUGCACACCCAGAACUUGCAGGCUUUUCUCAUUAUUUCUGUUUUUUGGUUCAUCUCCCUGCAAACAUGUCACCAAGCACAGGAUUGUGUAGAGGAAUUGGAGGUUUAGAUUUUGUCCAGACUUGAGUUUGGUUAGAAGAGAAGAACAUUUCAGUUAUAUGUAGUGCUAUACUAGAAACAGGGUCCUGUGCCAUUAUAUCUCCCACUGACAUCCUUCCCCAUGACGAUUUCAAAUGCAGUUCUGGCUAUCAUGUUGAACUGGACCAGAUAAACAUUUUAUCCUGGAGGGUGUGGAGGCUGAAAAGAUCAUAAAUAAAAUGUAAACUGUCUAAAAUGUA
Lepisosteus oculatus (spotted gar) is the source of this 1960-nucleotide messenger RNA. NCBI's taxonomy places the organism in Eukaryota, Metazoa, Chordata, Actinopteri, Semionotiformes, Lepisosteidae. The record is from RefSeq and is a predicted model, not a curated record.